AACAUAAAUUUGAAUCUGAAAUAAAAAUGAGCUGCAAUGGUUGCCGUGUUCUCCGGAAAGGUUGCAGCGAGAAUUGUAUCCUCCGGCCAUGUAUUCAAUGGAUUGAAACCGCCGAUGCUCAAGGUCACGCCACCGUCUUCGUCGCUAAAUUCUUCGGCCGUGCUGGUCUCAUGUCUUUUAUCUCCGCCGUACCAGAAUCUCAACGUCCUGCUUUGUUUCAGUCUUUGCUCUACGAAGCUUGUGGAAGAACUGUGAAUCCAGUAAACGGAGCUAUCGGAAUGUUAUGGACUGGAAAUUGGAAUAUCUGUCAAGCGGCUGUUGAAACGGUGCUUCGCGGCGGUUCUUUAAGACCGAUCCCGGAGCUUGGCGGCGGAUUCGCUGGUUUUCCUUCGCCUACAUCUGAAGAAGCAUCUGAGAUCUGCACUGAAAUGUUGAAUCUUCAGCAAAAUGAUUCAACCGAUCGUAACAUCUACCAUCAUUCUCGAUUUUCAAGCUCUAGAUCUAGAUCUACGAUGGAUUCUUCUUCUCCGACGAAACGUAAGCGAUUAGCAUCAGAACAACAACCAUCUUCGGAGCUUGAUCUAUCUCUCAUCCCUAAUUUUCCCAUUAAAACAACAACGCCUCCUUCUACACGGCGGCGAUCGUUAACUCCGUCGAUGAACUCAGAGGACUCCGUGACGACGACUACGACGACGGCGUUUUGUGACAAAGGUGAUGUGUACGGGAACGGAGGAGGAGAAACGACCAAGUUGCUUAACCUUUUUGUUUAAUGCAAAACGGCGUCGGUUUUUUCUCAGACUUAGUCUAGGGUUUAAAAUGUAAUUUUACACAUUUUCUUCUCUUUUUUUCCCGUGGAUAAAAAGUAUUGGACCGG
Molecule: messenger RNA, 874 nt
Organism: Arabidopsis arenosa
Lineage: Eukaryota; Viridiplantae; Streptophyta; Magnoliopsida; Brassicales; Brassicaceae
Source: the annotation of a GenBank genome assembly